UUUGGGGAAGAAGCAGGAGAGUCUGAGCUGCAGAGCUGCAGAGCUGCGGAGCUGCGGAGCUCAGAGACCGGAAGCUAAAUGAAAGGAGCGCUCCGCAGAGCGACAGCUGCGCCUUCGAGAACCAGAGAUCUAAAUUCACACCCAGACUGUGGAUGCUGCUGAUGUGAGGCAGUGGUGCUUGUGACGGAGGUGUAGACGCGGAAACAACGGAGCGGCGGCUCCACCAGCAGCAGCAGCAGCAGCAGUCUGUCGGCGGAUGGAGAUGCGUUGUGAAGGCGGAGGGAUGAUGAUGAUGAUGAUGAUGAUGAUGAUGUUAUAGCAGGUGCUGCAGGGUCGUGCCGCAUUGCCUGGCCGCCGCGAGCGACGCCGGGGAGACGGGGAUGCUGUCGUCGUCAUUGUGUCACAGAGAGAGAUGGAGGGAAGCAGCUGUGUGUCGGCUCUGAGCUCAGGCCGCCCGGAUCAGCAGGUUGGAUGUACCGCCUGAAGCCUGGCUGCAGGACCUGAGUCAUGAUAUACAUGGUGGAAAACAAUAAAGUUAAAAUUCUUGAAGGUGGAAUUGAAAUUGUUUCUGUGCGUAAAAGUGAAUGGCCCAUAUGUGUGUUGAUAAUGCAUCAUAGGAGCAUCACAGCAGCAGCGUCUGUGCCAGUUCAGGGUGGAUUACGUCUACAGAGCAGCAGGCCUCCAUCUGAAGUCUGAGCCAGAGAGAAAACCAUUUCAUUCACUUCACCCUGUUGCUGGAGGUAACAAUUUAUUCUGUUGUUUCACCCGUGUGCUGUGGUCCCCCGCGGAGGGACAGCUGUUGCAAGAGAUGACUCACUUACAGGCUGGCCUCUCUCCAGAGACCCUGGAGAAGGCCAAGGUGGAGCUGAAAGAAAACCCGGAGACUUUACACCAGGACAUCCAGGAGGUCCGGGACAUGAUCAUCACCCGGCCGGACAUCGGUUUCCUCAGGACAGACGACGCGUUCAUCCUCAGAUUCCUCCGGGCGCGGAAAUUCAACCACUUCGAGGCGUUUCGACUGCUGGCACAGUAUUUUGAGUACCGACAGCAGAACCUGGACAUGUUUAAAAACCUGAAAGCCACCGACCCGGGCAUCAAGCAGGCGCUGAAGGACGGUUUCCCCGGCGUGCUCUCCAAUCUGGACAGAUACGGCAGGAAAAUACUGGUGCUGUUCGCAGCCAACUGGGACCAGAGCAGAUACACGUUCGUGGACAUUCUGAGGGCGAUCCUGCUGUCGCUGGAGUCAAUGAUAGAAGAUCCGGAGCUGCAGGUCAACGGCUUCAUCCUCAUCAUCGACUGGAGCAACUUCACCUUCAAGCAGGCGUCCAAACUGACUCCCAGCAUGCUGCGUCUGGCCAUCGAGGGGCUGCAGGACAGUUAUCCUGCCAGAUUUGGAGGAAUCCACUUUGUGAACCAGCCCUGGUACAUCCACGCUCUGUACACCGUGAUCCGACCCUUCCUCAAAGACAAGACAAGGAAGAGGAUCUUCAUGCACGGCAACAACCUGAACAGCCUCCACCUGCUCAUCCAUCCGGAGAUCUUGCCGUCGGAGCUCGGCGGGAUGAUGCCGCCGUACGAUAUGGGCACGUGGGCGCGGGCGCUGCUGGACCACGCCUACGACGAGGAGACCGACUACUGUCCGGAGUCCUACACCCUGUCAGUACAAGACCUGGAGAGAGACCUGGACAAGAACCUGUCCCCGAAGACCAUGAAGAGGUCUCAGUCUGUGGUGGAACCAGGCGUCCUGAAACGACCUGACAAAGUGAAGAGUGAAGAAGACAACAUGCAGCCGCUGCUCUCGCUGGACUAAUCCACACCUUCAGCUCGAAAGCAUAACCAAUAUUUACACACACUAACACACUGACUUACUCGUGCACCUACUGUCAGCGCCCUGAACACACCUUCCUGCAGAACGUGCUGCUGCUGCACCGGAGGAAAACUCGAAAUGAGCAGACGAGAGACAAGAAGGACGUUUCCUCGCACCGCAGAGCUCCUGGUGGCGGUCUAAAUGUUUAUUUAUUUAGUUAUUUGUCAAGUGCCAAUUCCAAAAAACAAAAAAACUGUAA
Molecule: messenger RNA, 2066 nt
Organism: Cottoperca gobio
Lineage: Eukaryota; Metazoa; Chordata; Actinopteri; Perciformes; Bovichtidae
Gene: clvs2
Product: clavesin 2
Exons: 6
Coding region: 809-1810 (333 amino acids)
Biological process (GO): lysosome organization
Cellular component (GO): clathrin-coated vesicle; trans-Golgi network; endosome
Molecular function (GO): phosphatidylinositol bisphosphate binding
Source: RefSeq, a predicted model, not a curated record